Molecule: messenger RNA, 927 nt
Organism: Chroicocephalus ridibundus (black-headed gull)
Lineage: Eukaryota; Metazoa; Chordata; Aves; Charadriiformes; Laridae
Gene: HOXB1
Product: homeobox B1
Exons: 2
Coding region: 1-927 (308 amino acids)
Biological process (GO): regulation of transcription by RNA polymerase II
Cellular component (GO): nucleus
Molecular function (GO): DNA-binding transcription factor activity, RNA polymerase II-specific; RNA polymerase II cis-regulatory region sequence-specific DNA binding
Source: RefSeq, a predicted model, not a curated record
AUGGACAAUACUAGGAUGAACUCCUUCUUAGAGUAUGCAAUUUGUAACCGUGGGACGGGCGCCUACCACCAUUUAGAGCAAAGCUCCCCUUCCUUCCUCUCCUGCUCAGGUAGCCCCGCCAGUGACACUUUUAACGGAGACGGGCGCUUUGGCGUGGGAGGGAGCGCGGCCGCCCAUCUCCCCCCGCAGAACCCCGGCUACCACCCUCCCUCCUCCGGGCGCCCCAUCCCCUUCGCGGGCGCUGCCCCGGCCGCCGGGUACCCGGCCCAAACCUGCAGCCCCAGCUACGGCCACCACCAGCUCUACCUCGGCCAGCAGGACGCGGAUGGCGUGUACUUCCAGGCGGCCGGCUACUCCGCCAACGCGGGAUCCAACCUCAGCUCCUUAGCAGAGAGCUACUGCGGGGCCGCUGGGCAGUACCAGCAGCAACACCUUUACGGGCAGGAGCAGCCCGGCUACUUGCCCGGCGUUUACAGUAACCUCUCGCCUUCUUUAAACGAGGACAAAGACCCUGCGUGCCCCUCCGAGCCGUGCCCCCCCGGCGCCAGCGCAACGCAAACCUUCGACUGGAUGAAAGUGAAGAGGAACCCCCCCAAGACAGCUAAAGUGUCGGAGUACGGACUGCUGGGCCAGCCCAACACCAUCCGCACCAACUUCACCACCAAGCAGCUGACGGAGCUGGAGAAGGAGUUUCACUUUAACAAGUACCUCACCCGGGCCCGGCGGGUGGAGAUCGCCGCUACCCUGGAGCUCAACGAAACCCAGGUCAAGAUCUGGUUCCAGAACAGGCGGAUGAAGCAGAAGAAGAGGGAAAAGGAAGGUCUCGCCCCGGCUGCUGCCUCCAGGUCUGCCAAGGAAGCGAGCGAAGCCUCGGAUCAGUCCAACUGCACCUCACCUGAGGCCUCUCCCAGCUCGGUGUCUUCCUGA